Molecule: messenger RNA, 1578 nt
Organism: Miscanthus lutarioriparius
Lineage: Eukaryota; Viridiplantae; Streptophyta; Magnoliopsida; Poales; Poaceae
Source: the annotation of a GenBank genome assembly
AUGCCGCCGAGAUUAAAGGGAAAGGCACAAUGCCGUUGGAGCAUCAGAUUCAGAGACAAGGAGCGCGGCGGCCGUUCGAACUUCGAACUGCCCUCCUUCCUAUGCAUAUGCAUGCUCCCUCCCGCCGCCGCAGCCGCAAUUCGCGCCACGGCGGGCUCGCCGCGGGCCGUACGCCGCGUUCACGCGCGUCUCCUAAAGGAGGGGCUCGCGGACCUCCCCUCCGCGCCGGCGCUCCUUGUGUCCGCCUACGCAAGGUCGUGCCUCUUCCCCGACGCCCGCCGCGUUUUCGACGAUGCGCCGCGCCGGGACCUCCACCUCUACUCAGCGCUCCUCGCCGCGGUCUCCCGCUCCCCCACACCCGCGCUCGCGCUCCCGCUCCUCCGCCGCAUGCUCUCGGAGGACGCGCUCCGCCCGGACCACUUCGUCCUUGCCUCCCUCGCCAUCGCGGCCUCCAGGCUGCGCAGCCUCCGCCUCGGCAGGCAGCUCCACGCCCACUUUGUCGCCUCCCCGUACAGCGCCGACGACAUCGUCAAGUCGUCGCUUGUCGACAUGUACUGCAACUGUGGCGUCCCUCAGGAUGCCCGGAAGGUGUUCGAAAGUAUCGGUGUCAAGAACAGUGUCGUGUGGACUGCGCUGGUUUCCGGGUACGCGUCCAACGGCUGCACCGGCGAGGCGAUUGAUCUCUUCCGGAGCAUGCCUGCACGCGGUCUCUUCACGUGGACUGCGCUCAUCUCUGGGUUUGUCAAGGCCGGAAACAAUACUGGCGCUGUCGGGCUGUUUGUUGAGAUGAGGCGGGAUGGUGUCAGGAUUGAUGACGCUUUCGUGCUGGCGACUGUUGUCGGUGGCGCCGCAGACCUGGCUGCGCUUGUGCUGGGCAGACAGCUGCACGGUUUUGCAAUAAGGCUUGGCUUCCUGUCCAGUAUGAUUGUUGGGAACGCACUGGUUGACAUGUACUCUAAAUGCAGCGACAUACACUCUGCUAGGGAAGUGUUUGAGGGGAUUACAGUCCGUGACGUCAUCUCGUGGACGACAAUUCUUGUUGGAGAGGCACAGCACGGUCGAGCUGAGGAGGUAUUGGCUCUUUACGACAGGAUGCUUCUUGCAGGGAUGAAACCCAAUGAGUCAUGCUGGUCUUAUUUAGAAAGGGCGGCAGCUAUUGAUUCAAUGAAGCGGGAAUAUGGCAUCAAGCCUGGACUGCAACACUAUACCUGCUACCUGGACCUUGUUAGUCGCCCGGGCUAUUUAUCAGAAGCUGAAGAACUCAUCACUACAAUGCCAUAUGAGCCUGAUGAAGCUAUUAACUGCAAGUGGGAUUCAGUGGCCAAGGUAAGAAAAAUCAUGGCUGAGAUGGAGAUAAGAAAGGAGCCAGGGUAUAGCUGGAUUGAAGCUGGGAAGGAAUCUCGUAUUUUUCAUGCUGGGGAGGUUCCCCUUGAUGUUGGAGAAGAAAUUACUGGUUUUCUUGAGGAACUGGUCUCAGAGAUGCGCAAGAGGGGUUAUGUCCCUGAUACUAGCUCUGUGAUGCAUGACUUGGAAGAGCACGAAAAGGAGCAGCAUCUGUUCUUGAGAGGCUGGCUGUAG